GAAACGUGGUUCAACAUAGCUUCAAAAUGUAUUUCUAUUCAGUACUUUCUGUAGUUUACGCGAUUGUUGUCAACAAUGUUCAUGCUUCAAAGAAUGUGAUAUAUAAUGAUGGUGAUAGUUUGGAUUGGUGGCAAAAUGCGGUUUUUUAUCAGAUUUAUCCAAGAUCAUUUAUGGAUAGUAAUGGUGAUGGAAUAGGAGAUAUUCAAGGUAUAAUCAGCAAGCUGGAUCACCUGAAAGAUGCUGGAAUAACAGCUACAUGGCUCUCUCCCAUCUUUAAAUCCCCUCAAAUUGAUCAAGGAUACGACAUAAGUGACUAUCGUAACAUCGACCCUCUUUUUGGUACCACAGAAGACUUCAAAGAACUCCUAGUGCUGGCCAAAGGUAUAGGCCUAAAAAUAAUUUUGGACUUUGUUCCUAACCAUACCAGUGAUAUGCAUGAAUGGUUUAUGAAAUCUGAAGACAAGAUCGAAGGGUUUGAAGACUUUUAUGUGUGGCAUGAUGGUAUCCCCAACGGUUUCCCUAUACCAAGUGUGCCCAACAACUGGGUUUCAGAAUUUGGAGGUUCUGCGUGGCAAUGGAGCGAAAAGCGACAGCAAUAUUAUUACCAUCAAUUUGCCAUACAACAGCCAGAUUUAAAUUAUUCUAAUCCGAAAGUAGUAGAAGAAAUGAAGGAUAUUCUGAGAUACUGGUUAGACCAAGGUGUUGAUGGGUUCAGGGUUGACGCCGUUCCUUAUCUCUUUGAAGAUCCUCAUUUUCGGGAUGAACCACUUGCCUACGGUCACAACUCGUACGAUGUGAAUAAUAAGAAUUGCCUUGAUCACAUUUACACUAAAGAUCAAGAGAAAACCUUCGAUAUGAUUUAUCAAUUCCGCGAAGUCGUGGAUCAAUACUCCAAAGAUCACAACACCGAAACUAAGGUGCUGAUGACGGAAGCUUACAGUCCAAUGGAAAAAUUGAUGUUAUUCUAUGAAUCUGAGGAUGGUGCGAGAAAAGGAGCUCAUUUCACCUUUAAUUUCAACUUCAUCACCGAUUUGAAGAAUACGAACAUCACCGUCACAAACAUUGCUAAGGCAAUCCAUAAAUGGUUAGUUUAUAUUCCGAAGGGAUCAACCAGUAAUUGGGUGUUGGGAAACCAUGACAAUUCUAGAGUAGCCACUCGCCUUGGCAGAGAAAACGUUGACGGAUUCAAUAUGCUUGUUGCUCUUCUACCUGGAGUUAUGGUCACCUACAAUGGGGAGGAAAUAGGAAUGGAGGAUGGAGAUGUGACAUGCGAAGAAGGGUUCGAUCCUCAAGCUAUUAAAAAUUGUACCACAUUCAACGAAAUAAGCAGGGAUUUCGAGCGGACUCCAUAUCAGUGGGAUGGUACUUUGAAUGCAGGAUUCAGUACUGCCAAUCAUACCUGGUUACCCGUAUCUGAAAAAGCAAAAUAUGUGAAUUUAGCAUCUCAAAAUGUUCUCGGGAUAUCUUCUCAUUACAAUAUUUAUAAGGAAUUAUUAAAAUUCAGAGGAAGAUUCAGUAGACCAGCUUAUUUCGAUUCUUUGACAGUUGUUGAGUUAUCCAGCAAUGUCUUACAAGUUAUAAGGAAGAGAAACGAAGAAGAAUAUAUAUUACUGUUCAAUGUAGGGUAUUCGCAAGAGGUUUUCGAUUUCUACAAGUCGAAAUUAACUUACAGAGUAGUUGUAGCCAGUGUCAACAGUACUUAUGUAUCAGGAGAUGAAGUUGAUAAUCACCUCCUGUUGAAUCCUCAUGAAAGUAUUAUCAUUGAAAGUACAGCGAGCAGUCAAUAAAUUACAAGACCAUUAGUGGAAGUUCAUUGCUCAUCCCGAAUCGCAUUUUUUCCAAGGAAACUUUACUUCUUCAAUAAUUGAAGAAAUGUGUGUUUUAUAAAUUUUAUAAUAUUAAUUUUUUCAACACUAUUUAUUUCAAAUAUAUAAAAAUGUAAUAUUCAUUGUUAUUAUUCAUUAUGAAUAUAAUACCAGGAACAAAUAAAAUAAUUCUAGAAGU
Leptinotarsa decemlineata (Colorado potato beetle) is the source of this 2004-nucleotide messenger RNA. RefSeq names its product maltase 2. The record is from RefSeq and is a predicted model, not a curated record. NCBI's taxonomy places the organism in Eukaryota, Metazoa, Arthropoda, Insecta, Coleoptera, Chrysomelidae. Gene Ontology annotation, biological process: carbohydrate metabolic process.